AAACCGUCUAAAGACGCUUUAACAAAAUUCCGGCAAUCCAUGCUACUUUGCUGCAAAAUUCAAUACUGAACCUCUACUCAAAUGCUAUAACAUCUUUGGGGUGUACCGCUAGCAGGAGCUGAGAGUUUGGUUUCUCCACAUUCCUCAGUGCGUGCUAUGGCAUUUUCUCUGCCAAAAUUCUCUCUAGCGAAUUUAAGUAGAGUUCGUUUUUCCGUGUGCUCUACGCACACGCAAACACAUGCCAGACGUUGAAGCUUUGUGAGUGUCUGUUUGACGGUGGAUAGGGUAGUUCUUGUGACCCGAACUACCGCCCCUGAAAUUACCAUACGUUGUACUAUCACACAUGCACAUCCAUCUUAUGUUGCUCGGGUUGCAUCCCCAGCCCUUGCCUUCCGGACGUUUGCGCAUCAUUAAAGCUUUUUUGAAUCUAGAAAUGGGUGCGCCUAAGCGCUGUUUUCAUAGGGAUUUGUUAAACCUGGUCAUUCCUAAAUAGUUCACUUCACUUGUAUCGCUGUCCGGAAGGGCAGAUUGGUUGGUUGGGUCCUUUUAUUAAGUAUAAGGUCUCUUUGAAUUAUUUCGAAGAGGGACAUGUCGAAAUUUCUUUCAGCGAUUAUGAAUUUCACCAAAAAAAAAACUAGAAAAAUUUGUUUUCGUUUUGCUUUAUAAAUUUUGGGAAUAUUUGUUCACGUGAAAUUCGCGAUAGCGCCGAAUAUUUCCCCCCCCCCCAGCUGUAGUAGCGCUGGCCGGAUUCCAUCCACUCCAAGAUAAUAAUAAUAAUUAUAAAAAUUUGUUAGUUAAGAAGUAACCGGUUCCACUUUAUAUAUAUGGAAACUAAAAUUUUUUUAACUUACAACGUGUUGUUAGUUAUAUUCUAAUCAUAAAUAUAUAAUUAUCACGAAAAUCAUUUGUUAUGCAUAAUUUUACUCCAAAUUAAUUUAUUUUUUUAGUUUUUUCGUUGUAAUACUAUAUUUUAGUUUAAAUGUGCUCUUAUUUGUAAAUAAUAUGAAAUAGUGGCGUUAUUUAUAUACAUACAUACGUAUAGUAUAAGUUUAUUUAAGCUUAUCCCUUUAAUUAAUUUUUUAUUGCAGUAAAUUAAAAUAAUAAGUAAUAAAAAUUUAAAUACACAAAAACUUGAAUUGGCUUAAAUCAAAACCCUUAAAUAAAAAGCUGUGAAUUCAGUUACGGCCAAAUCCAAAAAAUGUUUUUUGUACCUAAAAAUUUUUUUAAACCCUCAGAAACAAAAAGAAGUUUACUGAAUUCACACUAUUUAAUGCACUUUCACUACAAACUCCGAUCAUGUAAAGUAGUCGCUCCGGUUCCGCGCGAGUAAAAUUGGCAGCACUCACAAGUCACAACAAAGAAACAUAGAGAAAACAUGCACUUCAGCCGACUACGCUCAACGCUUGCCACCUUAUGCGCCACCACAUCCACCACCAACAAAACCGUCCAUGAUUAUGCCUACCGCAGCGCCACGCGCACAUCUUCCGCCCACUAAUAAAAAAAAUAAAAAUAAUAAUAAUAACAACAACAACAGCCCACAUCCAUUUUACCUUCUUGCACAUAAAGCAAGUCCGACAUUCGCGUCCAGCAUUGUUGGCGAUAAUAGACCAGCACUGCCGCCAUCAAAUGUCAAACGCAUGGCGCAUGAACUACAAAAUAUGCCAAAUUUUCACCUGCCUAAUGCUGCGCAGCGUACACUUAAUAAACAUUUGGUCGCACCGCCAGUCUACACAGCGCCCGAUGUUAGUCACAAGCGACCAAUGCCUACACCUGCGUCCACUUUUGCACGCCUAGCGACACCCGAAGUGGAUGAGAGUGAAUUUGAUAUGCGCGGCGCUGUUGCAUUGCCACCCGAUACGGGUUCAGAUCAUUCGGGUGGUAGUAAUGAGACUGUGAAGAUCGAUGAUGUUAUAUUGUAUGCCGAUGCAUGAGGAAUGCGGAAUGAGGGGGUGAAUGAGUUGGAGUUGGCAUCCGAAAAGUAUGCUUAAGUGAAAUGUAGUAUAUCAAAGAGUGCAAACAUUUUGCGUUUAGUGUCGAUUUACAAAGGUGUUUCCUUAGCAUACUUUCUUGCUUACUAAUUAAUUCCUUGCAGUCAGGCAAAGCUGUUUAAAUUAGUUGUGAAAAUGCCGUAUGCCUUUUGUUGAAUGUUUUCAUUGAAUGAAACAAUUUUCUGUAGUCACAUAGUAUUAAGAUUAUUAGUUUAAGAAAAGCUAAAUUAAUGUAUGGGUAUAUGUGUGUGUACGACUUUAUAGAUUAACGGCGCUAUUCCCACGCCAAUGACUCAUCGCAUGACUAAUGUUUUGACUAUUGCGCCUAAACUUAGGCGACGAAUAUAAACAUUAGAGAGAAUCUCGAAUUCUUGCAAAGCCCUUGUACGGUGCGCGGAUUGCUAAACUUUGCAAAACUUCGAUAAUCCUCCUAUUUUACAAUUGUUAUCCAGAGCGCUGGAAAUACAGUUGCGACAUAGUUUUAGGCGCAAUAAUUAAAGCAAUAGUCAUGCGAUGAGUUUUGUCAUUGGCGUACGUAUGGGGCUGAGAGAGUGUAAUCCAAUCCAGAAGAGAUAAGUUCGUGUUUUCAAAACGAAUUGGAAAUAGAUUUAUAAUUCAAACAAAAAACCACAUUUUUCAGAACUCUAAAAUAAUGGUUAGAUAUACAUA
Molecule: messenger RNA, 2657 nt
Organism: Rhagoletis zephyria (snowberry fruit fly)
Lineage: Eukaryota; Metazoa; Arthropoda; Insecta; Diptera; Tephritidae
Source: RefSeq, a predicted model, not a curated record